Phalaenopsis equestris is the source of this 1135-nucleotide messenger RNA. RefSeq names its product 65-kDa microtubule-associated protein 3-like. The record is from RefSeq and is a predicted model, not a curated record. Gene Ontology annotation, biological process: microtubule cytoskeleton organization. Gene Ontology annotation, cellular component: cytoplasm; spindle. Gene Ontology annotation, molecular function: microtubule binding. Lineage: Eukaryota; Viridiplantae; Streptophyta; Magnoliopsida; Asparagales; Orchidaceae.
GAAUUCUGGAGGCUUUAUGCAGCAAAAUCAUAGCAUGGGAGGAAGAAAGUGGAGCAGAAUUUACAUAUGAUGGUGUUCGCCUUUUGUCAAUGCUAGAAGAGUAUUCUUUCGUCCGACAUCAAAAAGAGCAAGAACAAAAGCGGCAGAGAGAUCAGAAAAAGCUGCAGAGCCAGUUUCUAGCUGAGCAGGAAGCAAUUUUUGGAUCGAAACCGAGUCCCUCGAAGCCGCAGGGCUCGAAAAAAAUUCCUAGAAGAACCUCUUCAGGAUUUACAAGCCGAAGAUUGUCCUUAGGAGCAGCAGCGAUGCAACUAAUGAAACCUGAUUUUCCUUGCAUUAAAGCAACAACCUCAACAAAGAGAGGAAAUGAGUUGACUUUUGUUUCUCCUGCCAAGAAAGGAGUAUUGGAGGCAGGGAUUCCAGCAAGGUUCUCUUCUUCUAAUUCAGAUAACAUGAAUUCCUUCCAAUCCAAUCCGCCUCGAAAGUCUUUCGGCGUCAUGAACACAAGCGCUCAGCAUUCUGAAACACCCAGGAAGCCAUUUGCGCUCCUUGGUCCAGCCAAUGUUGUACCAUUAACUCCUUCCCAGGAAGAAGAAAAUCAACCGAUCUCAAUAGCUCCAGGAACAGUGCUAAAGCCCAUGGAGAUCGUCGCCACCCCAGCAACCUUUCUAAGAGUUUUGGAUGAGAAGGAAUACUCCUUUGAAGAAAGAAGAGUUGCAGUUUACCAGAGAAGAUAGAGAGGAAGGAGACGAAAGCUGCUCUGUUCUUCAGUUUAUCAGAGAAGAUGAGGAUGUGUUCUGUUCUUCAGUUUGAAUUUGAAUUUUAUGUUGCUUUUAUAUGGAGUUACCGUUAGCUCCUUUCAAUGCAAUCUCAUCAGAUUAGUUUAAUUUAGGCUGUGAUAGGUGAAUAAUAGGGUCGGCAUAUGAUGAUUCAAUUUGUAAUCCACGCCAGGCUGAUAAUGUGCUAUUCGAGUAAGGCUCGAGCUCGGGACAUCAGGGGACUUACGACGCCACUGCCAAUCAAAGUGCCAACAAGUUAGCACUUAUGAUGGCUCGGUUUUGCUUGGGAUGGACUUAAAAAUUGGAUUUUUUUCCUUUUUUAUUAUAUUUAUAUGAUAAGAAAUAUGUGAUUUUGAUUU